AAAAAAAUCAAAGAAGAAGAAGAACGAACGUUCGCAGAGGCAGAUUCUUCCGUUUGAGGCAGAACAAAGCAAGCUUUCUUUAGUUUGGAUGAAGGCUGAGCUCCAACUACCCAGAAACUGUUUAAGGAACAUCAGAAGAGAAGCUAAAAAUGGAGACGGCAGCUCGGACUGUGGCUGAGAGCAUCAGAGGGAGAGAUUCCUGAAGCAGCUAAAGACGAAAACAAGGUGCGACACAUCAUGGAGGCUGGUUUCAACCCCGCGGUUCUGCUGAACGGCUUAGAUGUUAAGCAGAUGCUGAUGGUUAAAGAAGAAACUCCUGAAGACCACAGAUCUGUUGCUGAGCUGCAUGACCCAAAGCCCCAGCAGAUAAAGGAGGAGCAGGAAGAAAUCUGCAUCAGUGUGGGGGGAGAGCAUCUCAAUAAGGAGAUUGAUGCCAUCAGGUUUCCAGUCUCUACUACUCCUAUAAAGAGUGAGGAUGAAAUACAGUCCAUUCUUCUCUCACAGAAUCUUUAUAAAGACCAGAUUAAAGGCAGAGAUCUUCCAGAAGAAAACGAUGACGGAGAAUCCAUCAAGAUUAAAGAAAUCGAACCGUCUCCGCAAUCUUCUGAGACUGAAGAUUCUGAGAAUGACGAGGAGGACGACGAUGUAAACCACGUCUCUGAGUUGAAACACUUGUCAGAUUCUGGACCGAAAACUAAUGACAAGAGCAAUGCCUGGAAGUCAAACGGAGACAUUCUUAACAAAUCUUUUAGCUCGUUUGAGUUUGAUGUUCACAGUUACUCUCUUCAGACCGGCGGGACACGUUCACAAAUGGGGUCUUCAAGCUCAGUUGAUGAUAAUAAAUGUUUUACAGAGGAGAAAAAUGCAGAUUCACAAAGUAAAGUACAGACAGAAGGGAAGUUUAGCUGCGACGACUGUGGUAAAACAUUUGCUAGAAAAAAUACUUUAAACAGACAUAAGAGAACCCACACAGGACAGAAACCUUUCUGUUGUGAUGUUUGCGGACAAAGAUUUAACCUAAAACAAACUUUAAACAUACACAUGAGAAUCCACACGGGACAGAAACCUUUCUGUUGUGAUCUUUGUGGACAAAGUUUUAGCCACAAAUCAACUUUAAUCAGACACAGGAGAGUCCACACAGGAGAGAAACCUUUCUGUUGUGAUUUUUGUGGACAAAGAUUUACCGAUAAAGGGAGUUUAAACACGCACAGGAGAAUCCACACAGGACAGAAACCUUACUGUUGUGAUCUUUGUGGACAAAGAUUUCGACAGAAAUUACAUGUAAACAUACACAUGACAGUCCAUACGGGACAGAAGCCUUACUGUUGUGAUAUCUGCGGAAAAAGACUUGGCCAUAAAGUAAGCUUAAGCACACACAUGAGAAUUCACACAGGACAGAAACCUUUCUGUUGUGAUAUUUGUGGACAAAGAUUUAGUCAGAAAUCAAAUUUAAAUACACACAUGAGAAUCCACAUAGCAGAAACCUUUCUGUAGUGAUAUUUAUGGACAAGGAUUUAGUAGUAAAUCACUUGUAAACAUACACUGUGUGUGUCCGCACAGAACGGAUACCUUUCUUUUAUGCUUUUUGUG
This is a messenger RNA of Poecilia latipinna (sailfin molly), 1590 nucleotides long. RefSeq names its product zinc finger protein OZF-like. Gene Ontology annotation, cellular component: nucleus. The coding region runs from base 238 to 1494 and encodes 418 amino acids. The record is from RefSeq and is a predicted model, not a curated record. The transcript has 2 exons. Gene Ontology annotation, molecular function: DNA-binding transcription factor activity, RNA polymerase II-specific; RNA polymerase II cis-regulatory region sequence-specific DNA binding. NCBI's taxonomy places the organism in Eukaryota, Metazoa, Chordata, Actinopteri, Cyprinodontiformes, Poeciliidae. Gene Ontology annotation, biological process: regulation of transcription by RNA polymerase II.